Messenger RNA from Aspergillus pseudoviridinutans, 1104 nucleotides. RefSeq lists its product as uncharacterized. The transcript has 5 exons. Gene Ontology annotation, cellular component: nucleus. The coding region runs from base 1 to 1104 and encodes 367 amino acids. The record is from RefSeq and is a predicted model, not a curated record. Lineage: Eukaryota; Fungi; Ascomycota; Eurotiomycetes; Eurotiales; Aspergillaceae. Gene Ontology annotation, biological process: positive regulation of transcription by RNA polymerase II. Gene Ontology annotation, molecular function: DNA-binding transcription factor activity; transcription cis-regulatory region binding.
AUGGCGAUGUGGACCGACAUCACGGACCCUCAAAGGCAUUUUGAGAUGGUGGCCCCGGCCCGGGCUCUCCGCGAGCCAGUAUUACGCGCGGCAAUCCUUGCCUUUUCGUCCCGGCAUAUCAACAGGCAAAGGCCGGAGGGCGACACAGAGUCAUUGAAGUAUCACAACCAAUGUCUUGAGCUUCUGAUUCCAACACUGUCGUGCGAUGAUAAUGAGAUUACCGAGGAAUUACUAGCAGCCAUUGCAAUUCUCCGUCAGAAUGAAGAAAUGGAUCGUAAGUACUAUCCACGUAAUAAGCUACUUCACAUGCUUAUAGCACUAGCUCAGGACAACCAGUUCCAUUUAACGGGAACGACACGUAUUUUAAAUACAAUGUCCUCCUUCGGAUCCUCGGGAGGAUUAGGUGAAGCAGCCGCCUGGUUGUGCCUUCGCGAGGACAUGUACAUAUCACUCACGUCACAGUCGCCAUUGCGGACAAAUCUACAGAGCUUCGAGCGCUCGGAUGUCUUCACUAGGACCGACGACUUUGCUUGGUCCAACCGGAUGGUCUUUUUGUUGGCCAGGAUUUUGAGCUGCGCUUUCAACGAGGACAGCCGUACCGGCCGUUUUUAUGCUACACUUAAGGGUUUAGAGAAAGAAGUCGACGAUUGGAAUGAGUCAAAACCUCAGACAUUCCAACCUGUUCAUUUCAUUCCUCGAGGAAAAGAUUAUGGUCAACAAUUCCCAAGUAUUUGGACGCUAUUGCCAGUCCACGUCGUCGGUUUACAAUACUACCACAUCGCAAAGAUUAUACUUGCUUUGUCUGGUUGUCCAAGUCCGUUUCUCCCAUACCAAAGCCUGCAGCGCUCACGGGACGUUGAAAAACUUGUCCGAGGCCAUCUUCUCAAUGUACUAGGCCUAGCUGCGUCGAACCCUAGAGCUGAGAACACCCUUUUCACUGCACGGCAUAGUUUAGUAGCGUGGGGGUGGAUACUACGGCAUAAACUAGACCAAGAAGCUGCUGAAGAGCUACUGCGUUACAUGGAGUCGAAGACUGGCUGGAAUACGUCCCACUUGAUAGACUCACUGAGAGAGCAAUGGAAAAGUGAACUUGUCGAUGACUAA